CUUACGGCUUCCUACCUGUCCUGACUCUCGCCUGAUAUUAGCUCCCUCCCCAGUCUGCUUUUUCCCUGAGUGUUUAGUUGAAAUUUAGACCCAGAAUUGAUCCCCUCGUCUCUCUCAUUUGGGGAAAGGUUUGGGGGAAAUUCAGCUUUCUUUGUUUGAUCUCUCCGUCACUCACUUUUGUUUGUUCCCCCCUUUCUUCCAUUCCUCUCUCUGAGGUUCCCUUUUUCUUGGCAAAGGGAGUGACCUGUGUCUGGUUUCUCUCUCUAUCCUAGCAGAUGAUGGGAUGGUGAAUGAGGAGGAGAAUCCUCAACGAGACAAUGCUGAGCAAGUAAAAGCACAUGGGACAUUCUCAGAAAGAUCCAAAGGGAAUGUUUCCUGGAGUUGUGCACAGGCAAACGACUGUGAGAGUCAGCACAGACCAGGGGAAAAGUUCAGUAGAGGCUCAGACCUUAUUAGACAUGAGAGAAUCAACACAGGAGAAACACCGUACAUCUGCCUGGAGUGUGGGAAAACCUUCAAACAUAACAAUGUCUUUAUCAUACAUCAGAGAAUCCACACUGGAGAGAGACCAUACACAUGCCCCGAGUGUGGGAAAAGCUUCAGUCGCAGCUCAAACCUUACCACACAUCACAGAAUCCACACAGGGGAGAAACCCCACACUUGUCAUGAGUGUGGGAAAAGCUUCAUUCGGAGCUCAGAGCUUAUGUUACAUAGGAGAAUCCACACAGGAGAAAGACCCUACACUUGCUGUGAGUGCGGGAAAAGCUUCAUUCGGAGCUCAGAGCUUAAUAAGCACCAGAGAAUCCACACUGGAGAGAGACCCUUCAGAUGUACUGAGUGCGGGAAAGGCUUCAAUAAUAGGUCUCAGCUUGUCACACAUCAGAGAAUCCACACAGGAGAGAGACCCUACUCAUGCCUUGAGUGUGGGAAAGGCUUCACUUCUAGCUCACAUCUUGUCUCGCAUCAGCGAAUCCACACAGGAGAGAAACCCUAUUCAUGCCCUGAGUGCGGGAAAAGCUUCGUUUCUAACUCACAGGUGGUCUCACAUCGGAAAAUCCACACAGGAGAGAGAUCCUAUUCAUGCCCUGAGUGUGGGAAAAGC
Terrapene triunguis (Three-toed box turtle) is the source of this 1102-nucleotide messenger RNA. RefSeq names its product gastrula zinc finger protein XlCGF49.1-like. The transcript has a single exon. Gene Ontology annotation, biological process: regulation of transcription by RNA polymerase II. NCBI's taxonomy places the organism in Eukaryota, Metazoa, Chordata, Testudines, Emydidae. Gene Ontology annotation, molecular function: RNA polymerase II cis-regulatory region sequence-specific DNA binding; DNA-binding transcription factor activity, RNA polymerase II-specific. The annotation marks the transcript as partial. The record is from RefSeq and is a predicted model, not a curated record.